Molecule: messenger RNA, 2144 nt
Organism: Vombatus ursinus (common wombat)
Lineage: Eukaryota; Metazoa; Chordata; Mammalia; Diprotodontia; Vombatidae
Gene: RAPSN
Product: receptor associated protein of the synapse
Exons: 8
Coding region: 81-1319 (412 amino acids)
Biological process (GO): chemical synaptic transmission
Cellular component (GO): synapse
Molecular function (GO): protein-membrane adaptor activity; acetylcholine receptor binding
Source: RefSeq, a predicted model, not a curated record
GGUUUUGGGCAGUCAGGUUCCACUCUUCACUGAGGGACCGUUACUCUUUCUGGUCACUUAGGGGUGGGAUUGAGCUGGAGAUGGGGCAGGACCAGUCUAAACAACAGAUUGAGAAAGGCCUUCAGCUGUACCAGUCAAACCAGACUGAGAAAGCCCUGCAGGUGUGGAUGAGGAUGCUGGAGAAGAGCACGGACCUCGUAGGCAGGUUCCGAGUGCUGGGCUGCCUGGUCACUGCGCACUCGGAGAUGGGCCGUUACAAGGAUAUGCUGAAGUUUGCUGUGGUGCAGAUCGACACAGCCCGUGAAUUGGAAGAUGCUGACUGCCUCAUGGAGAGUUACCUGAACCUAGCCCGAAGCAACGAAAAGCUCUGUGAAUUCCAGAAGACCAUCUCCUACUGUAAGACCUGCCUCAGCAUGCAGGGUACCCGGGUGGGUCACCAACUGAACGGGCAGGUCAGCCUGAGCAUGGGCAAUGCCUUUCUGGGCCUCAGCCUCUUCCAGAAGGCUCUGGAGAGCUUCGAGAAGGCGCUUCGCUACGCGCACAACAAUGACGAUAAGAUGCUGGAGUGCCGGGUCUGCUGCAGCCUGGGCAACUUCUACUCCCAAGUCAAGGACUACGAGAAAGCUCUGUUCUUCCCCUGCAAAGCUGCUGAGCUGGUGAAUGACUACGGCAAGGGAUGGAGCCUCAAGUACCGUGCCAUGAGUCAGUACCACAUGGCAGUGGCCUAUCGGAAGCUAGGGCACCUGGGCGAUUCCAUGGAAUGCUGUGAGGAGUCCAUGAAGAUUGCCCUCCAGCAUGGGGACCGGCCUCUCCAGGCCCUCUGUCUGCUCUGUUUUGCUGACAUCCACCGAAGCCGCAGAGACUUGGAGACAGCCUUCCCUAGGUAUGACUCUGCCAUGAGCAUCAUGACGGAGAUCGGGAACCGACUGGGGCAGGUGCACGUACUGCUGGGCUUGGCCAAAUGCUGGGUGACCAAGAAGGAGCCGGAGAAGGCUUUAGAUAUCAUUGAAAAGGCCCAGGAUCUGGCCGAGGGACUGGGGAACAAGCUCAGUCAGCUCAAACUCCACUGCCUGAGCGAAGGCAUCUAUCGCAGCAAGGGACAGCAGCGGGAGCUCCGGGCUCACGUCGUGCGCUUCCAUGAGUGUGUAGAGGAGACCGAACUCUACUGUGGGCUCUGUGGGGAGUCCAUCGGGGAGAGGAACAGCCGGCUGCAGGCCCUGCCUUGCUCCCACUUCUUCCACCUCAGGUGCUUACAGAACAAUGGCACCCGGAGCUGCCCCAACUGCCGCCGCUCCUCCAUGAAGCCGGGCUUUGUGUGACGGUGGGACUGAAGCUCUGUUACAAGCCUGGAGGUGGCGUGAGGGAGAACUGCUCCAAACCAGACUCUGGACACAAAGGGGGCCUUCCUCCUUCCCUCUUCCUCCCCUGUCACGGCCGGGCCUCUCGCAUCUGCCUGGGUGUGCUGAAGUCCUGGACCUGCCAAGGAUUUCCUUGCCCAGUGGGACCUCACCAUCACUAAUUAGCCUAUCUAGAGCUUUCCUUAUCUGAACUGUGCCAAAGCCACGUUGCCAUCGGUUUUUUUCCCCUUGAAUUCCACAUGUUAGCUUUGUUUUAGAAGGGGCCCAGCGAAGUCCAGCUUCAUUGUCCAUAUUAUCCCCACCCCACACACACCCCUGCCCCUUACACUGUCCUCCAGCAUUCCUGGCUGCCAUGUUUCUGUCCUUGACUUAACCCCACAUUUGUUCCCUUUUCCCUGUAUUACCCCACUUCUGCCCAAUUUCACCCUUCAAGUCCCUUGAACUCAGUCCAAUCUAUAGGGAAAGUUAGCAUUCUGGAGGCCAGAUUCCUGUCUGUGGUGGUAGCAGUAACUGGGGUUAUCCCACCCCUUUCCUGGCUUGGGGACUGCCUUACAGCCCUUCCCCUGGCUCUCAUACUCAACCCUGGGAUUGGGUGCCUGACUUCCCCCACAAGAGGAUACAACUACUUGGGAUUCUUUUCUUUGUCAGGCCUGCCUAGGCUUGGGACACCCCCCCCCCCCCAUCCCCGCUGCUACCCAGAGGAUUCCAGCCAGCCCCUGAUGCCACCCUCCACUUGUUUGUAUUCUGAUCUUUGUAGAAAAAUAAAAAAUAAAUCAUUUCUGUCCA